AUGGUGAAAAAUUUCAAUCAAAACGCUUUUGAGAUCGAGUGCAACCUCAAGGUGCCCAGCUUUUUCACCCAUGAGGAGUGCUUCAAGAAGACUUUGGCCAAGCAAGGGCUCAAUGGGAGCAAGAGAAAGGAGUGGAAAACAGCUGAUUGUGUGGAAAACGAUUGCGCUGGACACCUCAUUUUCAUUCAUCCCAUAAAGAAAGGCGGAUUCUAUGAAAAGCCAGUCUACUGCGAU
Molecule: messenger RNA, 234 nt
Organism: Mesorhabditis belari
Lineage: Eukaryota; Metazoa; Nematoda; Chromadorea; Rhabditida; Rhabditidae
Source: the annotation of a GenBank genome assembly